Molecule: messenger RNA, 1372 nt
Organism: Solanum pennellii
Lineage: Eukaryota; Viridiplantae; Streptophyta; Magnoliopsida; Solanales; Solanaceae
Product: adenylate isopentenyltransferase-like
Exons: 1
Coding region: 118-1101 (327 amino acids)
Biological process (GO): cytokinin biosynthetic process; tRNA modification
Cellular component (GO): mitochondrion
Molecular function (GO): AMP dimethylallyltransferase activity; tRNA dimethylallyltransferase activity
Source: RefSeq, a predicted model, not a curated record
UUCUCUGCCAAAAAAAAAAACAAUCCAUAAAUAAUCUUUCGUAUUUUACUGUGCAUAUAAAUAGUUGCUUAAUUUAUCAUCAUUAUCGUUAUCGUAAUCAUUAUCAUCUCUCACUUUAUGAGAAAAUUAUCAUUUUUAUCAACAACGAGUGCUAAUCAUUCCAACACGUUGUUUUUCUUCCCCAAAUGGACUCGUAGUGUGGUGAUAUCAGCAACCAGUAGUAAUGUACCACGAUUACAACGAUCCAAAAAGAUCGUCGUAAUAAUGGGUGCUACUGGUUGUGGAAAAUCAAAACUCUCUAUCGACCUCGCUACUCAUUUCUUCCCAUCUAUCGAAGUCAUUAACUCCGAUAAAAUCCAAGUUUACAAUGGUUUAGACAUUACAACAAACAAAAUUUCAAUGACUGAACGUUGCGGUAUCGUUCAUCAUCUUCUCGGAGAGUUCAAAUCUACUGAAUCACAGCCGGAGUUUACCCCUUCCGAUUUCCGAUCAGCUGGAGAUUUCAGAAUCAACGAAAUCGUUAAUCGAGGGAAAAUCCCUUUUAUUGUAGGUGGGUCAAACUCAUUCAUCUAUGCUCUGUUAGUAAAACGAUUCGAUUCACGAUUCGACAUUUUCGAAUCGUUAAAUCCGGUGAGUAAGGAGCUUCGUUACCAAUGUUGCUUCAUCUGGGUUGAUGCUGUUGCACCUGUAUUGAAUCAGUAUUUAGAUAAACGAGUUGAUGAAAUGCUUGAUUCGGAGUUGUUUGAAGAGCUAAAAGAGUAUUUCGAGAAAGAGGGGUUUUCCGAUUCCGGUUCCGAUGGGAUCCGGAAGGCUAUAGGAGUACCGGAGUUCGAGAAAUACUUUAAAGGGAAGAUAUCGUACGAAGAAGCAGCCAUGGAGAUAAAGGAGAACACAAGGGUAUUAGCAGAAAGACAGGUGAAGAAGAUAAUGCGGUUGAGAGAAGGUGGAUGGAACAUACAAAGAGUGGAUGCAACAGAGACGUUAACGGCGAAAAUGGUGUCGGAAAAAAUGGCCGGCGGCGAGAAUCCGGCGAGGAAAAUAUGGGAAGAAGAGGUACUGAAACCAAGUGCCAAGAUUGUGAAGCAGUUCUUGUUGGAGUAGGUCAUUUUCCAGCUAUUUCCAGCUCUCAAUUUUUAAUUAUUUUUUUUUAAUUUCAUCUUAAUUUAAUUUUUUCUUUUUUGAAAAAAAAAAUAUAGGGGGUAAAUUGAGUAAGAGGGCUGAACCAAUAUUAAAGUCAAACUCGUGAUACUAUGAUUCGAAUUAUUACAAUUAGUUGAUUCAGCGAAAUAUUUAUUGACUAUUACUUUUGAGGUUCGCUCCGAGCAAAGUAGAAUAGAUGUGAUGUUGAUAAAUGAGGUACAAAAUAGUGUUU